Yamadazyma jaroonii is the source of this 1020-nucleotide messenger RNA. NCBI's taxonomy places the organism in Eukaryota, Fungi, Ascomycota, Pichiomycetes, Serinales, Debaryomycetaceae. The record is from the annotation of a GenBank genome assembly.
AUGACGAUCAGUGAUUUCAAGAAAGUGUUGGUGACUGGAGGUACUGGGUUUAUUGGGGCUCACAUAGUCAAGAAUCUUUUAAAUUUAGGUAUCAAAGUUAGAUUAGCUUCCAGGUCCCUCGAAAAGGGACAAAAGUUCGUACAAUUACACCCUGGAAAAGAGAAUUUAAUCGAAGUUGUGGUAGUUAAGGAUUAUACUCAACUUGAAGGUGAAAACCCUUUCCUUGAAGCUGUCAAAGGUUGUGAUGGUAUCAUUCAUGCUGCUAGUCCUUUAGAUUACACUGUAAGUAAUGUUGAAGAAGAAUUGAUUAAACCUGCUAUUACUGGGGUCAAAGUUGUGUUUGAAGCUGCUGCCACCGAACCUUUAAUCAAAAGAAUUGUUUUGACUUCUUCCUUUGCUUCAGUUAUGGACGAUGGAAGAGGUCCUGGUCCUGGUUUCACUUAUACUGGAGAUGAUUGGAAUCCUUUAACAUACGAAGAAUCCAUCAAAGCCACCCCCGUCUUUGCUUAUAGAGGAUCAAAGAAAUUUGCUGAAGUUGCUGCUUGGGAUUUUAUGAAAUCUCAAUCCCCCGGUUUUGAUUUAGUAACUUUUUGUCCACCUAUGACUUUUGGUCCAGUGGUUCAUCCUGUUGAUUAUGUUGAAGAUUUGAAUUUAUCCAAUGCUAAUCUUUGGGAAGUUUACCAAGCCAAAGAAUUACCUGUUUCCAGAGUUGCUGUUUGGGUUGAUGUUAGAGAUCUUGCUUUAGCUCAUGUAAGAGCCUUGAUUACUGAUAAAGCUUCUAACAAAAGAUAUGUACCAUCAUCUCCUGAUAAGUUUUCUUAUAAGCUAGCAGCUAAGAUUAUGCAAGACCAUGGUUUAGGGAAAGUCAAAACCGAUGAUAAUGAUCUCAUCCCUCAAUCUUAUGAUUUAGAUUAUCAAACCAUUGAAAAGGAUUUAGGAAUCAAAUUCCGUGGUUUUGAAGAAUGUAUUGUUGAUUCAAUUCAACAAUUUCAACAGUUACCUUCUAAAGAAAGUUUUUAG